This is a messenger RNA of Ilyonectria robusta, 714 nucleotides long. RefSeq lists its product as uncharacterized. The coding region runs from base 1 to 714 and encodes 237 amino acids. The transcript has a single exon. The record is from RefSeq and is a predicted model, not a curated record. NCBI's taxonomy places the organism in Eukaryota, Fungi, Ascomycota, Sordariomycetes, Hypocreales, Nectriaceae.
AUGACAUCUGAACAGCCUGUGCCAUUACUCUUUUUACACCACCGAUCAACCCAUGGUUUUCAGAAUGACAGCCCAUUAGACACUCGAGCAAAGGCUCACGCAUCGAAACAAGGCCAUCUUAGAUCUAACCGACCAAAGAAUUUCAGGUUUGUGUCCUGCUUCUCUGGGGCUGGGGCUGGGGGUGGACGAGUCUCGGAUAUUGCCAAGACCAGUACUGCGAUCAAGUCUAGUGGUCGUCCCAGAAAUAGCAACUGCUCGCUCCACCGCCAACUGAAAACCCACGAUCAUAAACUCCAAACUGAGCUCUCCUCAAGAUCUGCGCCGCACAGCGCUAUUGGUUCUUCAACUCCAGAACUUGAAUUACCGGGGCCCCGCCUUGCGCAUCUUGACCUGUAUGAGGUUCCUUGCCAAGGUGAUGACACGUCUACGAGCGGCGCCUCCACAUGCUAUGAUCCCGUCCCCGAGACUUCUCACGACUGUCCCGAACACCUGUCUCCGGUCUCGUCUGAAGGACAAGAUCUUGGGAUAGUCGAUGCAACGAAGCCAGGCGCUGUCGCCAGCGAUGCUAUCCGAACCGCAACACCAAUCUCUUCGCCACAGAGUGCUCCGGAUUCUUCAACCCCGGCGCCCACGUCACAGCCGCUAGUACAAAGAUCUCCCUGUUACCACUUCUCCAGAGGAGGCUUCGGAGAUCCAGAUGACAACGUACGAUAA